Polyodon spathula (Mississippi paddlefish) is the source of this 6817-nucleotide messenger RNA. RefSeq names its product solute carrier organic anion transporter family member 5A1-like. Gene Ontology annotation, molecular function: protein binding. The record is from RefSeq and is a predicted model, not a curated record. Bases 809 to 3304 code for a protein of 831 amino acids. The transcript is spliced from 10 exons. Gene Ontology annotation, cellular component: membrane. Lineage: Eukaryota; Metazoa; Chordata; Actinopteri; Acipenseriformes; Polyodontidae. Gene Ontology annotation, biological process: transmembrane transport; sodium-independent organic anion transport.
GACAGGCAGCGGGCUGGCUUGUAUGCUGCGUGAGUAUUGAUGUUUGAUAGUAAAUUAAGUUUGGCUUUUUAUCUUUUUAUUUAUUUAUUUAUUUUUCGUAAUUGGGGAAAAAACUUGAACAUUUAUUUUUUAUAUCGGCUGUCAAGAUUAAAAUGCUUCUAAGUUAUUUUAUGACCCACAACAGAGUGACUGGUCAUCUUAACGACUGUCAGGGAUCCGGCGUCAGGGACAUAAGCAGAAGAGAAGCAAUAAUCAUUCAAAGGACGUGCGCUGGCAAGUAACAGAGAGCUGUCAAUUGGCCCGAUAAGCUAAAAAGACAUGACAUGCUUAUUCAUUCUUCCCACGGAGUUAGCCAGUUUAACUACUGUGCUAACGAACGUUUUAUUUGGCAGUGAACUAAUAUCUUUUAUUUUCUGCGGAACCAGUUCAAGGUUUGGAGGGACAUCAUGGAACAAAUUGUUAAAUAUUAUCGACCCGUGAGAAGAAAGAGGACGUGAUCAAAUCCCUUUACUUUUCUGUAAGAGGCACAGUUCUGUACAACUGCCAAAUCCAAUUAAAAUAAGAACAGAAGACGCUAAUUGAAAACAAUACAUGUUUGAAAAGUACACUUGGGAAUUCACCUGCAAACAGAAAUGCAGCAAAAGCAUGUCAACACCGAGUUUCACAUUUUUGUGGAGAAUUGACGGGAUCGAGUCAUUUUAAAUCCUUUUAAACAAUCCCUUAAUUUGGUGAUUUUUUUCCCCACACUGAUUUCAUAAAACAAACUAUUUCUUUAUUUCUGUUAUACAAUUUCUAUGAAUUCUUCAUAAUGGCUUCAGUAGAAAUCGAAGACCCUAGCAUUGACUUACCAAAAGAUCCUCAUGAUUAUAACUUGGAGGAACAGAACCUCAAAAAACAUUCUAGUAACUUCAGGUCUAAAAGUUUGCCUGUUCUAAACGGAUUUUAUAGGCAAGACAGUGAGGAAUCAAUACCAAAAUUAAUAAACACUACAAGGACAUCCCUAAACCUAGACCAGAGCAGUUUGUUCAGUGUAAGUCAUGGGAAAGCUGAAUCCAGUAUUUCAGGGGCAAGCAAUGCUGAAAGGACAGACUGUAAUAAUGUGAAAGGCAAAAGGACUGGGUUUUCACCUUUGCAGAUGAUCAGUUUUCCAGGUAAAAAGUAUAUCGGUGUGAUUAUUUCAGAUUGCCGUUGUUUCUUGAUUUGUAUGUCCUUUCUGACCUUUAUCCAGUCCCUGAUGGUGUCUGGCUACCUAAGCAGUGUGAUUACCACCAUCGAGAAGAGGUACAGUUUAAGGAGCUCCGAAUCGGGGCUGUUGGUAAGCUGCUUUGACAUUGGCAGUCUGGUGGUGGUAGUCUUCAUCAGUUAUUUUGGAGGCCAAGGACGAAGGCCACGCUGGCUGGCUGUGGGGGGAGUGUUUAUUGCCAUUGGAGCUGCCAUGUUCUCCUUGCCUCAUUUCAUCUCCCCACCCUAUCAAAUCCAGGAGAUGAACUCCUCUAAUAACAACGAGGGCUUGUGCAUGAACUUUAAUGGGACUGGCAAAGACCCAAUGGAGACGUCAGCGUGCCCCAGAGUGCAGGCUGGAAAUGACCACUCUCUGUAUGUGGCUGUCUUCAUCUGUGCCCAGAUCCUUAUCGGAAUGGGAUCAACCCCCAUCUACACCCUUGGCCCAACCUACCUUGAUGAUAAUGUCAAGAAAGAAAAUGCAUCGUUGUAUUUAGCCAUCAUGUAUGUGAUGGGGGCUCUGGGUCCUGCUGUGGGUUACCUGGUCGGUGGGGUUUUGAUCGGGUUCUACGUUGAUCCCAAAACCAGUGUGAGCAUUGACCAGAGUGAUCCCCGCUUUGUUGGCAACUGGUGGAGUGGCUUUCUCCUUUGUUCUAUCGCCAUGCUGCUGGUGAUAUUCCCCAUGUUUACAUUUCCCAAGAAGCUCCCACCCCGUCAAAACAAGAAAAACCAGGACACCGUGACAGAGAAAUCCAACAAGAGGCAAUCGGUCUCCUCUUCCUUGGGAUUGGGAAACGACAUUAAAGACAUACCCAGAGCAGCUGUCAGGAUCUUAAGCAAUGUGACAUUCCUGUUUGUGAGCUUGUCAUACACAGCUGAGAGUGCCAUCGUCACUGCCUUUAUUACCUUUAUCCCCAAGUUCAUCGAGUCACAGUUUGACAUCCCAGCAUCCAAUGCAAGCAUAUACACGGGGCUGGUUAUAGUGCCCAGUGCUGGAAUAGGCAUUGUCCUUGGAGGCUACAUUAUCAAAAAGCUGAAACUGGGUGCUAGAGAGUCUGCUAAGAUGGCCAUGAUCUGCAGUGGCGUGUCUUUGCUGUGUUUUUCCACACUCUUCAUCGUUGGUUGUGAAAGCAUUAACCUCGGAGGCAUCAAUAUACCGUAUACCACAGGUCCCACUCUCACCAUGGCACACAGGAAUUUGACGGGCAGCUGUAAUGUGAACUGCGGAUGUAAAAUCCACGAGUAUGCGCCUGUCUGUGGCUCAGACGGCAUCACUUACUUCAACCCUUGUCUGGCUGGCUGCACCAGUGUGGGGAACGAUAGCACAGGAAUAAGGAACUACACAGACUGUGCUUGUGUGCAGAGUAGGCAGGUGAUCACACCACCUACAGGUGGGCAGAGGAGCCAGCUCCAAUUAGUUAUAGUGAAAACCUAUCUGAACGAGAAUGGCUAUGCUGCAUCUGGCAAGUGCGACCGCACCUGCAGUACCUUGAUACCUUUCCUCAUAUUUCUGUUCAUCGUCACCCUCAUUACUGCCUGUGCACAGCCGUCAGCAAUUAUUGUAACACUGAGGUCAGUAGAUGAACGAGAGAGACCUUUUGCUCUAGGAAUGCAGUUUGUUCUUCUGCGAACUCUAGCCUACAUUCCUACCCCGAUCUAUUUCGGCACGGUCAUUGACACGACCUGCAUGCUCUGGCAACACAACUGCGGCGUACAAGGUUCCUGCUGGGAAUAUGACAUCACUUCCUUGCGAUUUGUCUACUUCGGGCUGGCAGCCAGCCUCAAGUUUGUGGCCUUCAUCUUCAUCUUCUUGACGUGGUACUCCAUUAAAUACAAAGAAGACAGACUCCAGAGAUGGAUACAGAGAGCCUCGCCAAUUAGCACAGUCAGCGAGAUGGUCGGAAAUGCAGGGGCCCAGCAAAGCUCUGCACGGACUCGAUCCUGCCCUGCCUUCAGCAGGGCUGAACAUACUGAAGAAAUGACACUAAACAGAGGGGGUGGCAGCAAGAGAUGCCUUGACCAUUCACUGGAAGCAAUAAGCACCCCUGAAUAUACACUGGAAGAAGACACUGCUGAGAUCUAAUGCAAAUCUCUUUUGCUUCACCAGCUGUUGUGGCUUUAAGUUUUUGUGUUUAAGUUUACUAUGGCUUCCACAAAAUAUUUCCAGUUAGAAAUCCUGUGCCUUCCUUUUUUCUUAUUUCAUUUAGACGAGUUGUGUGCUGGUCUUUUUUUAAGAAGCCACACACUGAUACUCAACACAGAUUGAGGGCUGGUUACCUCAAAGUGACAACCAGAGGAUUUGUAGCUUUUUUUUUUUUUUUUUUUUUUGAAUGAAAAUUAGGUUUAUGUAAGAAAAAAAAAAAAACUUAGAAAAGCUAAUCUAAGUAUGUUGUGCAUCUCAAUAAACACCUAUAGUCGAAUACAUUUUUAAUUUAAACAUAUUUAGUGUUAACAACAUGUGGUGCUGCACGGGUGAAAUAAUACAGAUUACAGAUUUUUAUUUAUUUAUUCUGCCAUAGUUAUAGUGCAUUCAGAAGUUAUCCAGUACAUUGGGCUAUGAUGAUUGAGGAAUAAAAAUCUGCUUUAACAAGCACAAAUGGAAUAAUGUGCUUUGCAAGCACUUGCGUUUUCAGAAAACAUCUAGUAUCAACACAAGCAGAAAACAGUAGCAGCAUAGUAGUAUGGCUCAUUAAGAAUGAUAAUAGAAAAAGCUUGUAUCUGUAACGUACACACAUUUUAAACGUACCACAUCAACUGGUGGUGGUUUUUUUUUUUAUUUAAUUAUUAUUUCUAAUCAAUAUUUUAGUUUAUUUAUAUAUUUUAAAAACAUUUUGCCAGUGCAACAUCCAUUCACAUCUGGGAGUGUUUCAGUAAGACUGAUGCUUUCAUUCAUGGGACUAAACCAUACCUGUUUACUCGGUGUGGGCAUUCAUUAUGUAACACAGGGCUCAAAGUUUGCCAAAAUCCAUAGGGGCAUCUGGCUCCUAGACUUCAAAAUUUGGUAGCCAACUAAAAAUGUAGGGGCCAACUGAAAUAUUCUUUGUUCUAUAAUUCCAGCUAUUUUGUAGUGGAUUGUUCUACUGAUAUUAAGACAUACAUGUAUACAAUCAACAUACUAAUCGAAAAUAUAUUAACUAUUUAACAACCAGACAUUUUUUAUCUAUGAUAAAAAAAUAAUAAUAAUAAUCCAGCUUUCGUGGUAGACUGCAAAAACAAAACAGCAUAUUGAAAGUUGAACAUCCCUCUUACACAGAAAGCAAAGAAGAGUUUUGACCGACUACAACAGCCCAAAGAUAUGGGAGUUGCACUAGUGUAACAACAAAAGCAAAGAUGCAAAUAAGACUCUCACUGCAUAGCAGUCUCUCCCUUUCCCGAUUUUACUAUGAGCUUGAUUCGCCACACUGUAUAGGUAACAAGCGCAGGUGAAUCAUAUUAAACUCAUAGUAAAACCAAGAAUGAUCAAACUGCGAUGCAAUAAGAGUCCUCUUUCCAUCUCUGAAAAGUAUAACGCAUUUAAAGAAUUUACAUACUGACCCGUUAUAUUGUACUCAUGCAAAUAUUUAUUUAACUCUUUACACUCAGCCCGGUGAUUACACGCAUAUUACUCGGGCACCUACCUGGCUUGUUUAAAUCUUUAUUUUCCUUCAUUUUCAUAUAACACUUGCACUGCUCAAUACUUUUACAUCAACAUAAUUAUAAUAACUUUUUUUCCAACUUAAAUGGUUUUUAACUGCCUGGUAGCCUCAUCCUGAGAAUGUGCUACUUGCCUGUUACGGCAGUAUGGCGGUGUGGGACUUGUAGUUUUUAAUGCGUGAUAAACAGUGGGCAGUGGACACCAAUAAACUACAUUCCCAGAGUAGAUUACGAUUGAGCUUUGAGUUUAGAUCAGACUGAGUUUAUAUAUAUGAGAGAGAGAGUGAGAGAGAAAAAAUUCGGUCUCCCCUGGCAACCCACAGCUCGCAAAUUUGAGCCCUGUACCACAGGGUGCGUUAAGUAAGUGAGCGGCUCAGAGCAGCUCAGUAAAAGAAUCAACUUAACAACCUGCUCAGUUCCGCCACUGCUGAGCUUCUCAUCAGUGGUCACAGUGAGCGGACGGCAUGGCCACCUGCAGGAAACAAGUGGAGAUGACAGGCAGGAUUGACAAAUAUGUUUGUGAAGAACGAUGAACUGGUUUCAGCUUAUGAAGUUGUGUAUUAAUUUGCUAAAGAAGAUGGUAAAAAUUGUUGUUUUCGAAUUUGUAUCAUUUAAUUUCAUUUUUUAAAAAUGUAGAACUAUUUUAUGUUUAUUGAUGUAUUAUUAUUAGGCUUGUAGUAUUUAAUGUUAUUCAUAAUUUUCAUUAUUAACGUCUGUAUUGUCGGUAUUAAAAACAGCCAGAUACGAGCUUCAGUCCAAACAGAGCGCUGAAUUCAGUGAGGUACAGCAGGGGACAGUAACUUCACACAGGGCCAUUUCAUCUACUGUCACCUGAGAAACACACACAAGCAGAGAAUUAUUCUCCAUUUUUAAAUGUUGCUCAGAGGUCUCGUGGAGCAAAGCGUUGUCAUUUAAAUGAGCUCAGUCUACUUUCUGAGCAUUCUCUUUCUGAGAGGCUCACUUACUGAACGCACCUACUGCCUCAACCUCUAUAGUGCAGGAAAUAGAACACCAGUCAGAGAUACAAUUGUUGGGCGAGAGAUCUUAAAAGUAUACUGCCUUGGUAUCCAACUCAGUCAGGAAAUGUACAGUACUGUAUUCGGUAUCCAGAAAACAUAGGAUGUUGGUGCGAUAAACCACCAACGGCAAAGUUGAAGUUGCUUGUUCCAAAACAAAGAAGAAAGGUAAAUAUAGCAUGCACCCAUUUUCUUUCCUCCUUAUCUGUUUCUUCACUGUACACUCAUGCAUAAGAGAACCAUAUGGUAAUGCUGUGGAGUACAGUGUCUGCAGUGAUAUGAGAGUAAAUCAUUAGGAAUGCAAGCCUUUAUAAAUUGCUGCUAACAGUAAUCAGGGGUAGGCAACCCUGGACCUAGAGUGCUGCAAUCCGGGAGGUUUUGUAGGUAUCUCUUAAUCAUCAGUUGCUAAAUACCAGGAACACGUGGUAAUUCUGACCAGUUAAUCAAUUAGGGCUUGGGUAAAACAAAAAAACAGAAGUGUCUGAGCACUACAGGACCAGGGUUGCCUACAUGACUAGGUUCUGCCAACACAGAUGAUCUCUUCAAAGUUCGUUGUGAAGCCCUAACUGCUCCAAAACAAAUAAAGCAUCAGUAAUGUAUGUUUUAAGAUUGCUCUUGUAUAUUGUUUUCACACUAUUAUCUUAGAGCAGUAUUUCUUUUUAACAGUAGUUAAAACUAUAAGCAGCAGCCGCUCCGGCAUAUGGUCAACAUAGUAGUCUACAAAAUACAGAGCACGAGUAGUUAAUAGUAAUAGACUAUUUAGCAGGGUCUUUUUAGAUUUUCAGAUUAUUACACUAAAAGUUAUCAAAUUACACCAAUCUUUUUUUCAAUCAAGCCAAUAAAUUGCUACUAUUAUAUAGUAUGUCCAUCACUGUGCAUAUGCAGUAACUACUGAUCUAUUAGCAUUCAAGUUCAUCUAAAAAGACUGCAAAAUAAUUCUGCGAGUU